AGGGCGAGCGCGUUACGUGUCCAACUUCCUCUCUUCUUCCCAUUUACAUCCAACUGGCUUUUACAGAACUGAGAACACUGCUGAUUGUCUUCUGCGCUCGCGUCUCGAAUCCAUCUCGCGUUCUCUCAAGGAGCAAAUUAAGCAAGAAGCAAGAACUUCAAGGUUCACAAAAGACACAGUGACAAACUACACAAACUAGAAACAUGCCGUCGAUCGCGUCUUUCUUUUGGAUUCGCGGUGCCGUCAGGCCGCAGACUUCAGAUGGCGAUUCCAAGAAGACCAAAGUGAAGCGCCGUCGCAUCCUGUUCAUGGAUAAAACUGGUUUCCGCGACUUCUUGCGGCGCUAUACUUCUUUCCAUUCCAACGCGAAGGGCGCGCGACGGUCUGGGGCUGCAUUGGCAGAUGUGCCUGAUUUGCCAAGUCUGCCCAUCUACCAAACCUUCACUUCCAUAGACCACAGUAUUAACCACGUAGUAUCAACAGGGGGGGAAAGAGCUCAGAUGAACCAUGCAACGAGCCUGGCUAGCGCAUCAUCCGCAGCCGAAAAGCCCGCAGUCAAUGACAGAGCGGUCGAGCUUGCAGAGGUUUAUCGUUCUAUCCUUCCCGACUUUGGUGAAGUUGGUAGCUGCCGGCUGGUGAGUUGACAAAGGCUCGCUUGUCAGAGCCCAUGUCACUCACAGACAGUCCAGCGACCAGGUGCUGCACACAAACCACUUCUCCGGCCAUCAA
This is a messenger RNA of Canariomyces notabilis, 729 nucleotides long. RefSeq lists its product as uncharacterized. Bases 204 to 644 code for a protein of 146 amino acids. The transcript has a single exon. Lineage: Eukaryota; Fungi; Ascomycota; Sordariomycetes; Sordariales; Chaetomiaceae. The record is from RefSeq and is a predicted model, not a curated record.